AAACAAAACACAACAGUACAGAUUAAAUUUGAAGGAAAAGAUAUCUUACAUCUGCCAAGAUAUGCAAUAGCAGCAAGUACACAUUCAACACAAGCAACCAACCCAAUUUUGGAAGAAUUCAUGACAAAUCAAGCUAUCUAGCCAGUCACAAUCAGAAUGUGAUAAUACCUGGUUGUGACAUUGAAUCACUCUGUCAAACCAGGAAGCAGGUGAGCUAUAUAUCAUACUCCAGUAAAGAAACCAAUUCACUUCCACAAGCAUCUGAAAGACGCAGAAGAUAUCUCCUACAUUCCAGAAAAGCAAAGAGAUGCUGCUGCUUGCUACAUUCCUGUGCCUUGCAGCCGUGCUGCAGCAGUCUUCUGGACAGGAACCUGCGGAAGGUUAUAAUGAUCUGUCAACUGACAAGAUAGAUCAGCAAAAUUCCAUUGUGGAGAAACACAACACCCUCCGGAGACAAGUGAACCCCCCUGCUAGCAACAUGCUGAAGAUGAAAUGGAGUUCUGCAGCACAAGCAAAUGCUAAACUUUGGGCAGAUGCAUGUAACUUAUCUCACAGUCUUGAAAGCUAUAGAACAACCGAUACAGUCUGUGGUGAAAAUCUCUACAUGUCAAGUGCCCCAAAUACAUGGUCAGAUGCCAUUCAGUACUGGUAUGAUGAAAGGAAAGACUUUGUGUAUGGCAGUGGGCCAAAAAGUCCAGGCGACGUGGUAGGCCAUUAUACUCAGGUGGUUUGGUAUAAAUCUUACCAGAUUGGAUGUGCAGUGGCUUUCUGUCCUCAGAAAAAAUACAAGUACUAUUACGUUUGCCACUACUGCCCUGCAGGGAACUUUGAAAGUUUACUUAGCACACCUUACAAAUCAGGACCACCAUGUGAAGACUGUCCUACAGCUUGUGAUAAUGGACUAUGCACCAAUCCUUGCAUGUAUGCAGAUGUGUACUCAAAUUGUCCCGGAUUGGCAAAGGUGUAUGGAUGCGACCAUGUUAUGGUGAAGAAUAACUGUCUUGCUUCCUGCCGAUGCACCACUGAAAUCAAAGGGGUAACUCACACGAGAAUGAUUCUGCUCACUACGUUCCUGUGCCUUACAGCUGUGCUGCAGGAAUCUUCUGGAGUGGAACUUGUGCCAGGUUAUGAUGCUCUUGCAACUACAAAUGUACAACAACAAACGUUGAUUGUGAACAAACACAACACCCUCAGGAGACAAGUGAAGCCCUCUGCUAGCAACAUGCUGAGGAUGGAAUGGAAUGCUGCAGCACAAGCAAAUGCUAAAAGAUGGGCAAAUGAAUGUACUUUACUUCACAGUCCUACAAGUAAAAGAACAACUACUACAGCCUGUGGUGAAAAUCUCUACAUGUCAACUGCCCCACAUGGAUGGUCAGAUGUCAUUCAGGCCUGGUAUAAUGAAACGAAAAACUUUAAGUAUGGCAGUGGGCCAAAAUAUACAGGAGCAAUGAUAGGCCAUUAUACUCAGGUGGUUUGGUAUAAAUCUUACCAGAUUGGAUGUGCAGUGGCUUUCUGUCCUCAGAAAAAAUUCAAGUACUAUUACGUUUGCCACUACUGCCCUGCAGGGAACAUUGUAGGCUUAAGUAACAGACCUUACAAAUCAGGACCACCAUGUGGAGACUGCCCUAAAGCUUGUGACCAGGGACUAUGCACCAAUCCUUGCAAGCAUACAGAUAAGUACUCAAACUGUCCAGAUCUGGUAAAGAAGCAUGGAUGUACUAAAUAUGAUUUGACCAAGAAAAAUUGUGUUGCUUCCUGCCAAUGCACCACUGAAAUCAAAUAAAAAGUUUGAUUAAUCUAUUUAAGGAAAUUCAUCUGUAGACAACAUUGUUUUUUACAAAGCUGAAGUCCAUGUGCCAGGCUUUAUGAAUGCAGCCUUUCUGAUUUUCAUGGGGUAACUCAUAUGAGUAAAGGCUAAGGAUAGCGGCAGACAAAGUUCUUUGGGUAGAUGUGUUAUCUUUUAUUAGACCAACUAAAUAUUUUAAAAAAUCAUUCUUUGCAAGCUUCUUCAGGUAUAGGGAAGGGCACUUGUGCCUAACAGAUUGCAAAGAACAUUUUUUUUCAACUAUUUAGUUGGUCCAAUAAAAAAAUAUCACAUCUACCCAAAGAACCUUGUCUGCUUACAUUCUUAGACCAACAUGGCUACAACCCACAGCCCUACAGCAUAGAGGCCUUCACGUACAUGUUCUAGCUUGAUUAAAUUUCUUUCUUGAAAAAUUGUAGCAUAUAUUUAUUCCUUGACUGAAAAUUGGCAUGUUGUGCACUAUGCUUGCAUGACAUUUGGUGACUCAGAUAUUUCUUUUCUAUCAAUAUCAACAUUAUCUUCUACCAAAUCCAAAUACCUUUUGAAAUGCUAUAUAAAGGACUGUCCUGCAAAAAUAUAUUUGUCUAGGUCUUGUCCCUCCUAAUAACCCCAUUCAUUUCAGUAGUUGAGAUACCACCAUCUACAUUCACAUUGAAAAUCAACUGUCUCCUCAAAUAGCCCCAAAUAGAUGUAAUUGAAGUAAUUCAAGGUGUAAAGAUCUACUUAGUGGGUGCAUCUACAUGAGCUGUUUCUUACAGUUGCCUAAUUAGCUCCACAGUUAAAAUCUCAUGUAUACACAUGCAACGCUAUUAGACCACAGGAAACUAAUUAAUUUUGCAGCAAAUAGUACUUGUAAGUACUAGUAAGUACAAGUGCAAGUAUUUACAAGUAC
Alligator sinensis (Chinese alligator) is the source of this 2696-nucleotide messenger RNA. RefSeq lists its product as uncharacterized. The transcript has 16 exons. NCBI's taxonomy places the organism in Eukaryota, Metazoa, Chordata, Crocodylia, Alligatoridae. Gene Ontology annotation, cellular component: extracellular region. The coding region runs from base 308 to 1783 and encodes 491 amino acids. The record is from RefSeq and is a predicted model, not a curated record.